Rhineura floridana is the source of this 2410-nucleotide messenger RNA. It is a transcript of the gene KANSL2, whose product is annotated as KAT8 regulatory NSL complex subunit 2. The record is from RefSeq and is a predicted model, not a curated record. Lineage: Eukaryota; Metazoa; Chordata; Lepidosauria; Squamata; Rhineuridae. The transcript is spliced from 10 exons. Bases 306 to 1868 code for a protein of 520 amino acids. Gene Ontology annotation, cellular component: NSL complex.
CUGCAGCAAAUAGAUUUGUGGGAUUCUUCCCGCUGCUCGUGUGCAGUUUUGUGAGAAUCACGUUCCAUGCAUCUGAUGAAAUGGGCUAUAGCUCACGAAAGCUUAUGGCACCACAUUGAAACCACCAUAAACUGAUGGAACCACCACUCCGCCCUUCCUCUUGAAUGAUGCAUCUGUUCACCAAUCCUGACCUCGCUUUCGUCUUCUGUUCGGAUUGGCUGAUGAUGGCGAGCUCGAGGCCUUGCUGAAACGCGAGGCAAAGGUAAGAUGGCGGCGGUGGUGGCGGUAACGAACAAGACGCUGGCAUGAACAGAAUUCGCAUCCACGUUUUGCCUUCAAGUCGGGGACGACUUACCCCCGUGCCAAGACCACAAGAGGCCUUAUCAUGUGCCUUUGCUCACCGUCCAUGUUCCCAGCCUCGUUUGGAAGGACACGAGUUCUGUAUUAAGCACAUUCUUGAAGACAGGAAUGCACCUUUUAAGCAGUGCAACUACAUUUCCGCUAAGAAUGGAAAGAGAUGUCCAAAUGCAGCUCCUAAGCCUGAGAAGAAGGAUGGUGUGUCAUUCUGUGCUGAACAUGCUCGCAGAAAUGCCCUGGCAUUGCAGGCUCAGAUGAAGAAGUCCAACCCUAGCCCAGUGCGAGAGUCCCUCCUCUGUCAACUGAGCUCCUACGCCAAGACAGAAUUGGGCUCCCAGACUGCUGAGAGUAGCCGCAGCGAGGCUAGCAGAAUACUGGAUGAGGAUAGCUGGAGUGAUGGAGAACAGGAGCCACUAACUGUAGAUCAGACAUGGAGAGGAGACCCUGACAGUGAAGCAGAUAGCAUUGACAGUGACCAGGAGGACCCCCUUAAGCAUGCUGGUGUGUACACUGCUGAGGAAGUGGCACUGAUCAUGCGAGAAAAACUGAUUCGGCUGCAGUCUCUAUAUAUCGAUCAGUUCAAACGGCUUCAACAUCUCCUGAAAGAGAAGAAACGACGAUACUUGCACAGCCGCAAAGUGGAACAUGAAACUAUAGGUAGCAGCCUCCUGACAGGCCCAGAGGGGCUUCUGGCUAAAGAAUGUGAAAAUUUGAAGCGGCUAAAAUACUUGAGACGAUAUCGGCAGCGCUAUGGUGUGGAAGCUCUUCUACACCGGCAGCUGAAGGAACGCAGAAUGCUGGCCACUGAGGGUGCUGCCCAGCAGGCACACACCACCCGUUCUAGCCAGAGGUGUUUGGCCUUUGUGGAUGAUGUUCGAUGUUCCAACCAGUCUCUGCCAAUGACAAGACACUGCCUUACUCAUAUUUGCCAGGAUACCAAUCAGCUUCUCUUUAAGCUGUGCCAAGGGUCAGAAGAAGCACCCUGCAACAAGCCAGUGGCUGUAAGCCUUUCUGAAGAUCCCUGCUGCCCACUCCAUCUCCAGCUGCCACCUCAGAUGUAUGUUCCUGAACAGGUACUGUCUGUUCCCGAGGAGCUGGAAGCUGCGUCCAUGGAUCUGUACUUGAGCGCAGCUGAACUCCGGCCCACAGAGAGCUUGCCGCUGGAGUUCAGUGAUAACUUGGAUGUUGUUGGGGAUGGCAUGCAGUGCCCCCCUUCCCCUCUGCUCUCUGAUCCUUCUGCCCUUGAAAAUCAGUUGAACAAAAAUGUUGCUGAAGCCCUCAUAAAUGUGCAGUCAUGUGAAGAGUCUGUUCAACAAGGAUUUCAGAACCAGGCAGCACAAUCAGGCCGAGAGGGCUUUUCCAGACAAACUGUAUCUCCUGCUUCAGAGUUGCCACGAGAGCCACCCUUACAGAAUAUACAGCAUCUAGUGACAAGUGGACCUGGGCUGGAGGAGGGUAUAAAGGAAGAACCUGCAACCAAUGGAAGUUCAGAGGUCCCACCUGGAUGCUGAAACAUCUUCUAGUCUUGGAUUCCUCCUGGUUCUGUGUGUUCCUCAACUUCCCUAUCAAAUAUUUCUAGAUUAGUGAAAUCUGUGCUAGAAAGUCAUGUGGCAGGCAGGUUUUGGAUGCUUUUCCAUUGGCUGUCUUCAGAUCCUGUUCAGUUGAUAGCCUUUUAGUUUUUUUUAAAAAGCUGGUAUUUGAUAUAAAGCAUGGAAGACUCUCAAUAUUUAAUGAUUACAAACACUGGGAAGCCACUCUUCGUUCAUAUUUGUAGUUGUAGGCUUAGAUAAAAGAUAAUGGUAUGGAAAAUUUUCUGUAGCUGGAUUAUUGGGAAUAUGUUUUAAGGCAUGGGCUUGUCCAUGCUAAAGGAUGAGUUUUUCAUUAUCUGAACUGCACACUAACCUGGUAAUGUCUAAUUGUGCCAGUGCUGCACGGCUGUUCCUUCAUUUUUUUUCUCUCUGGCACUGAAGUCUGUAAUUGGAUACCCACCUGUAGCUUUAACUUGUGUACAUAUCCCAUGUAGUAUAAUAAUAAAGACACUGGAUAAAGUUUA